UGAUGAUCCGUUCUACUCCUCCGACACCUGAAGCUGCUCCUCACCUGUGACCGCUUUGAGCCGGAGGAGGACCUGCAGGAUUUGAAACUACUUUUUUUUUCCUUUUUGAGAGCUUCUUUCAAUCUGCAGACAUCAUGUGUACGGGAGCGUGCGCCAAGUUCAUCGCCGUGCCCCUCUACGUGCUGGCCCUGGUGUCGGUGAUCUGUAACAUUAUGCUCUUCUUCCCCGACUUCAAGACGAAGUACGCCUCGUCUGACAAGGACGGGAACCACAUGCUGACGGAGGAGGUCAAAUACAUGGGAGGCCUGAUCGGAGGAGGCAUCAUGGUCCUCAUUCCUGCCAUCCACAUCCAUCUGACCAGUGCUAAGGGCUGCUGUGCUAACCGCUGCGGGAUGUUCCUGUCCAUCGGUUUCGCAGCAGCCGGUGUCGUCGGCGCCAUCUACAGCCUGAGUGUUGCAGGUCUGGGUAUGGUUAACGGCCCGAUGUGUCUGUAUCUCAAGAACGACCUGAUCCCCACAUGGGGGACACCUUUCGCCAACAGCUCCGAGAGCUACCUGAGCGAUAUGAAAACGUGGGAGACCUGCCAGGAGCCCAAGAACGUGGUGGAGUUUAACGUCGGGCUCUUCUCCAUCCUGCUGGUGGCCGCCUGCCUCGAGCUCAUCCUCUGCCUCAUCCAGAUGGUCAACGGGCUCUUCGGAUGCAUCUGCGGCACCUGCGCCGGCAAAGAGUAAGCUGAACUAAAACUCAUCACAACACCAU
Labrus bergylta (ballan wrasse) is the source of this 759-nucleotide messenger RNA. RefSeq names its product transmembrane 4 L six family member 21b (gene tm4sf21b). NCBI's taxonomy places the organism in Eukaryota, Metazoa, Chordata, Actinopteri, Labriformes, Labridae. The record is from RefSeq and is a predicted model, not a curated record. Gene Ontology annotation, cellular component: membrane.